CGUCCCGUUUGCUUGGCGGGGGUCGAAUUAUUCUUGUUGGCUCCGUCGGAUUCGCGCAAUCUAAAUCCGGUCCCGGGCUCUGCCCACGAGGCAUGGGCGAUACCCAUCGCCGUCUGCUUCGCCGGAGUAGAAUGGAUAAGAGCGAAAGGCAAAACGGUGCAAGGGGCAAAAUGAAAUCCCGUGCGCAAUGAAGGAGGUUUCGUCGGAUGGCGGCCGCGAUCCACGCCAAAGCCCGAGCCAAGACUCGACCUCCAAGGCCAAGUCAUGCAAAGGAUGCCUCUACUACUCCUCGGUCCUCAGAUCCGAGGCCCGCAACCCGCUUUGCGUUGGCAUCACCAGGACCCUGCAACAAGUACCUAACUACACUGUAAAGGAAGCUGAGAUUGAAGCUACUAAAGAAGGUCAUAGCCUGUCAGAUUUCAAAUAUGCUUGUGUUGGUUACUCAGUGUUCUUGAGUAACAAAGAUAAUUCCAUGGAGAAGGGAGAGAAGCAAGCCGAGUUGCCAUUUUGUGCUGGCCUUGAGAUAUUAAUGGAUAGAAGAACAUCAACUGCUGAUCAUGUGCCUGCUCAUGUUCACAACAAGGAAGAUACUUCUGUUCAGUCUCAGCCACAAGGUUACAGACUACCGCAGUCAUCAGGGCAGGAUUUCUUCAGCAAGUUUGCUAGGAAUGCUGGACUGGUGGCUUCAGCUGUGGCCAGGAACCUUGUCAGAGUGGCCAACCAGAUUAAAGAUAACUUUGAUGACAUACUGUAUGACCGCAGGCGUCCCAAGUAGAAACUUGACCCCAAAUGUGCUAUCUGUCUUUGGAAGUAUGUAAGAGCACCAGGAUCUUUGUACAUUUUCAUUUUGCACUGAAUUUGUAUAAUUGCAUCCCAAGCAGAAACUUCACCCAAAGUGUACCAUCA
Molecule: messenger RNA, 906 nt
Organism: Phoenix dactylifera (date palm)
Lineage: Eukaryota; Viridiplantae; Streptophyta; Magnoliopsida; Arecales; Arecaceae
Source: RefSeq, a predicted model, not a curated record